AUGAAGCUGGUGAUUGUCCUGGGUUUAUGUGUGGCAGUUGCCUUGGCCGCGCCCUCACCAGGGCAACAACAACAGCAGCAACAACAACAGUUCGAACAGCAGAGGAACCAACAACGGCGCGACGACGACGACGAGCAGCAAGACCGACGCGACCGAAGGGACCGCCGCGACCGAAGAGAACGGGACGACGACGACCGUCGCGAACGCGAUCAAGAUCGACGCGACGACGACAGGUAUUACGACCGACAGGACGACGACCGACGCGACGACGACCGACGCGACGACGACCGACGGCUGCGCAGCCAAGACCGUCGGGAGCAGGAGCAGCGACGAGAGCAGAGGAGGCGCGACGAGGACGACGAUGAUGAUGAUGAUGAUCAGGCGUUGAGGAGAUAUCAAGGUCGCGGGGUAUGA
This is a messenger RNA of Ostrinia furnacalis (Asian corn borer), 414 nucleotides long. Its product is annotated as prostatic spermine-binding protein-like. The transcript has 5 exons. Lineage: Eukaryota; Metazoa; Arthropoda; Insecta; Lepidoptera; Crambidae. The coding region runs from base 1 to 414 and encodes 137 amino acids. The record is from RefSeq and is a predicted model, not a curated record.